Manis pentadactyla (Chinese pangolin) is the source of this 9026-nucleotide messenger RNA. Its product is annotated as chromatin remodeling regulator CECR2. NCBI's taxonomy places the organism in Eukaryota, Metazoa, Chordata, Mammalia, Pholidota, Manidae. Gene Ontology annotation, cellular component: CERF complex. The record is from RefSeq and is a predicted model, not a curated record. Gene Ontology annotation, molecular function: protein binding. Gene Ontology annotation, biological process: chromatin remodeling. The coding region runs from base 274 to 4659 and encodes 1461 amino acids. The transcript is spliced from 19 exons.
CCCGCGCCGGCCCCAUCUGUUUCCCCCGCGGGGCGAGGAUUAUAUUGUGCGGGCCUGGGGGCGGCCGCAUCCGCAGCGGCGGGAUGGGGCCAGCGCGCGGACCCCGCUGGCAGCGCGAGCAGCCGCCGCAGUGACCCGGCUGCGAGCCGCCGCCCCAGCUCAUGCCCGUGCCGAGCGGCCGUAGCCGCGGGAGCCACCAGCCACCCGGGGGCCCGGAGCGUUGAGGCGCGGAGGCGGCGCGGGCGAGUCCCGGCCGCCGCGCCCGGCCGGGAGAUGAGCCCGGAGGAGGGCGGCGCGGCCGGGCUGGGCGAGCUCCGCUCGUGGUGGGAGGUGCCGGCCAUCGCGCACUUCUGCUCGCUCUUCCGCACCGCGUUCCGCCUGCCGGACUUCGAGAUCGAGGAGUUAGAAGCAGCUCUUCACAGAGAUGAUGUAGAGUUUAUCAGCGACCUGAUUGCCUGCCUGCUUCAGGGCUGCUAUCAACGCAGAGAUAUCACGCCUCAAACAUUCCACAGCUACUUGGAGGACAUCAUCAACUACCGCUGGGAGCUUGAAGAAGGCAAGCCCAACCCUCUGAGAGAAGCCAGUUUCCAAGACCUGCCUCUUCGCACUCGUGUGGAGAUCCUGCACCGCCUAUGUGAUUAUCGGCUAGAUGCAGAUGAUGUCUUCGAUCUUCUCAAGGGUCUGGAUGCGGACAGUCUCCGAGUGGAACCACUGGGUGAAGAUAAUUCCGGGGCGCUCUACUGGUAUUUCUACGGAACGCGAAUGUACAAGGAGGACCCAGUGCAGGGAGAAUCCCAUGGGGAACCCUCUCUGAGCAGGGUAAGUGAAGGACAGAAGAAUGUCUCAAGUGUUCCUGGGAAAACAGGGAAAAGAAGAGGGAGACCCCCAAAACGGAAGAAACUACAAGAGGAGAUUAUAGGGAGUGAAAAGCAGGAAGAAAAGUCCUUGGCAUCUGAGCCACAGACAAGAAAUGGGUCCCAAGGGCCAGGUCAAGGCACUUGGUGGCUCCUGUGCCAAACAGAAGAAGAAUGGAGACAGGUCACAGAGAGUUUUCGGGAGAGGACCUCCCUUCGAGAACGGCAGCUCUAUAAGCUCCUCAGUGAGGACUUCCUGCCUGAGAUCUGCAACAUGAUUGCCCAGAAGGGAAACCGUCCACAGCACACAAAGGCAGAGUUGCAGCCCAGGUGGAUAUCUGACCACCUGUCCGUCAAAUCCAUCCAGCAAGAGGAGACCCCUAUGCUUACCAGAAUAGAAAAACAGAAGCGCAAAGAGGAGGAGGAAGAACGGCAAAUUCUUCUGGCAGUGCAGAAGAAGGAGCAGGAGCAGAUGCUCAAGGAAGAGCGGAAACGAGAAUUGGAGGAAAAGGUCAAGGCAGUGGAAGAUCGAGCUAAGAGACGAAAGCUCAGGGAAGAAAGGGCAUGGCUGCUGGCUCAAGGGAAGGAGCUCCCCCCAGAACUUUCCCAUCUGGACCCUAAUUCCCCAAUGAGGGAAGAAAAAAAGACUAAAGACCUCUUUGAGUUGGAUGAUGAUUUCACUGCCAUGUAUAAAGUUCUAGAUGUGGUAAAGGCUCACAAGGACUCCUGGCCCUUUUUGGAACCAGUGGAUGAAUCGUAUGCCCCAAACUAUUACCAGAUCAUUAAGGUCCCAAUGGAUAUCUCAAGCAUGGAGAAGAAGCUGAAUGGAGGUUUAUACUGUAGCAAGGAGCAAUUUGUAAACGAUAUGAAGACUAUGUUCAGGAAUUGCCGAAAAUACAAUGGGGAGAGCAGUGAAUAUACUAAGAUGUCUGAUAAUCUGGAGAGAUGUUUCCAUCGGGCAAUGAUGAAGCAUUUUCCUGGGGAAGAUGGAGACACAGAUGAAGAAUUUUGGGUCAGAGAGGAUGAAAAACGGGAGAAGAGACGGAGUCGGGCAGGGCGGAGUGGCGGAAGUCAUGUUUGGACCCGCAGCAGGGACCCAGAGGGCCCUGGCAGGAAACAGCAGCCGGCAGAGAACGGAGGAAAGGCGUUGCCGCCCACGCGUCGCGUAGCCACUUCUGGGGAGGACCAGCACGGCACCCCGCAGCUCCCUCGGGAGGUGGGCCCCAAGGGUGGAGUCUUUUCUCAUCCUCUGCACUAUGGUGGGAUGCCCAGCCAGGCACCAGGGUUAAACCAGAUGAGGCCAGCAGUACCAGGAACAUUUGGUCCUCUUCGAGGAUCAGAUCCUGCCCACUUCCAAGUCUCCUCCAGAGUGCCAGAACCUCGCCCUGGGGAGCCUGUUCAGCAGCAUCAGCCUUUGGCCAUGCAGCCUCCAGUUGGAAUUAACAACCACCGAGGAUCCAGGCUAGGAAUGACUGAAGAGAAGCAAGUGUGUGGUGGGCUGACACACCUUGCUAACCUGGGCUCACAUCCUGGAUCCUUGCCCCUGAGGCAGAUGAGUGGCCCCAGUCAGGAUGGAAAUACGUAUUCCCCAGCUCAAUUCCAGCCGGGGUUUAUUCCUCCCAGGCAUGGUGGGGCUCCAGCCCAAACCCCAGACUUUGCUGAAAGCUCAGAAAUUCCUUCUGGCCACAUGUACCGAUCAUACAAGUACCUAAAUCGUGUGCACUCUGCUGUCUGGAAUGGGAACCAUGGUGCUACAAACUCAGGAUCCUUGGGGCCAGAUGAGAAGCCCCCCAUGGGGCCAGGACCCUCCCACCACCCUCACACUCUCGGUCACAUGAUGGAUUCCCGGGUGAUGAGACCACCUCUCCCCACAAACCAGUGGAUGGAACAAUCAAGCUUUCUACCUCAUGGAGUUACUUCUUCAGGGUAUAUGCGACCACCCUGUAAGUCCGGUGGACAUAGGUUACAGGCACCUUCAGCCCCAGUGCCGAGCUCUCUGUUUGGAGCACCUGCCCAGGCUCUGCGGGGGGCGCCAGGAGGGGACUCCAUGAUGGACAGCCCAGAGAUGAUCGCCAUGCAACAGCUCUCCUCCCGCGUCUGCCCACCAGGUGUGCCUUACCACCCCCAGCAGCCAACUGCCCCGCAUCUACCUGGCCCUUUCCCGCAGGUGGGUCACUCAGCCUCAGGGCGUGUGUCAGCCCCCACGCCUGCCUUGGGGAACCCUGGGAGGAGGACGCAGGAUAACCCUGAGACACCAGAGCCUGAGGAUGACCAAGCAGAUCCCUUGCCCAGGCUUGAGGAGAAACCACAAAGUGUUGGUACUUCAGAGGGGGUGUACCUCAAACAGCUACCUCACCCACUGCCAACCCUGCAGACCGGCCGUCCCAGGCAGAGCUCACCACAGGAGAGGGAGAUGGAGUGCUCAGAGCUCAAAAGUGACGCCCUAGACCCUGGAGACAGCUGUAAAGCAGCAAAGAGCAAGACUGUCUGGUCCUCUGAGAGCAGCUGUACCGGCCCAGCAGCCCAGGGGUGUAUGAGGGACCUCUCCACUCUGACAGAUAGAGGGUCUCUCCCCGAAAACGGAGUGAUUGUUGAAGCGGCCCCUUGUGGGCCAGAGGGGAAGGGCCUUGGUGGUAAUGGUUCAGAAAAACCACUUGGCCCCAGGGGCAAAACUUUGCAAGAAACCAUGCCAUGUACCAGACAGAACCCAGCCACACCUCCCAGCACAGACCCCAGUUUGAUGGGAGGCACCGCAGGCCAGUUCUCUGCCUUGUACAUGCCUGGCCUGGAAUACCCGAAUUCACCUGUGCACUACCACGGCAGCCCAGGCCUGCAGGCUCUGGGCCCUCUCAUGGGAGGAAAGCCUUCCAUAUCACAUCCACAACAUUUUCCCACAAGGGGCUUUCAGCCUAACACCUCUCAUUCUGGACUCUUUCCCCGCUAUCGACACCAAGGAGUGAGGUAUACGUACCCACCACCUCAGCCUUCCUACCAUCACUGUCAACGGACUCCUUUUUACCCGUGUCCACGGGGCUUCUCUGACUGGCAGAGGCAUAUCCAUCCCGCAGGCAGCCUGGGUGGGCCACCACCCAGUCAGCCUCCCCAACCAGGGCCUCUCUUCUCAGAUAAGAGCGCCAUGACUAACCUGCCGGGCUGCGAGACACUGAGCACUGCCUUAAGCUCCCCAGCCCGCAUGGGCGCGGUGGCAGCCAAGGUGCUUGCUGCUGAUGGGCAGAACCCUGGUCCGGAGGAGAAGCUGGAUGAAUCUGUGGAGAGGCCAGAGAGCCCCAAAGAGUUUCUGGACCUGGAUAACCAAAACGCAGCCACCAGGCAACAGAGCUCAUUGUCCCCCUGUGGGUACCUUUACAGGGCUCCUCCACCUUUGAGUUCAGGGGCGGAAUUCGGUUCAUCCGCUUUCCCUCCCCACGGUGUGGUGCUCCAGGCAGGGCCUCCUUACACGCCUCAGCGGCUGGCUGGUCAUUUCCAGCCCAGGGCGUAUGCUUCCCCAGUGGCUGCCCCCCCACCUCACCAUCCGGCAGCCACCCAGCCCAAUGGCCUCUCUCAGGACAGCCCCAUCUACCGCUGCCAGGAAGAGGAGCUGGGUCACUUUCAAGCUGUAAUGAUGGAACAAAUUGGCCCUGGGAGCAGAAUGAGGGGAACUUUCCAGGAAAUGUACAGACCAUCAGGAAUGCAAAUGCACCCAGCGCAGUCCCUGCCCUCCCUCCCUGAGGCCCCGGCGCCCGCGCCACCCCAGGAGGAGCUGUCACCACGUGCGCCCCCGGUGCUUCCUCUUGGGCAGAGCUAGUCCAAGGAGGAAAUAUGCCCCACAGAAAUGGAAGCUACACAUGAAGCCCGGAAUAUGGGAGUUUGAGGAACAACCUCUGUGCCCCACUGCACCCUUCACAGGGCCUCACUUCACACCACCCAGGAGCUGGGGCCAUGCCUGGAGCCUGAGAGGCACACCUCUUAGAUGACUGGCCCUCAGCUUGCAAAGGUCCUGGUUGGGAUCUCUGGCAUGGCUGACAGCAUGAAUGAACUGGAAUUAGUGAUGGCUUUUCUAAAUCCAGAGACUCUUGUUCAGGAAAAAACAUCUUAAACUUAGGGGAGGGGCAGACUUAGGGAUGGAGUGGUGCCUGUAAACUUUGAUGAGCAGCUAAACUCAGGUAUAUAUUGGGGGAAGGGACUACUCAUAGUAUUAAUAUUUUUGGAGCUGGGUCCAGUUUACACAAUUUACAUGUUGCCUUUUAAGAUAAUUUUUGUUGGUGGUGAAUGUAUUGUACAUAAAGUGGGAGGGUGGGUGGGGGUGUGGAGGAAACAGAAGUCCUGACUGUGGUGGCCCAGCACUGGUGUGGUCCUUCACUUGUUUACAGUCCAGUCCAAUGAGUGCCCAUGGUUGCUGGAGAGGAGGGUCGGGAGGGUCUACUCCUGUGACUUGGUUUUGCCACCCAGCCACUCAGCCUCAGAGGCCUCUGCCCUCUUCUCUCGUGGCCCGAAUCCAGGAAGUAAGAUAGCAGUGCCCUUCCUCACUGCCACCAGCCCUACCAGGUAGUUGUAAACCAGUGUCAGGAAUUAGGGUCACUGGAGUGUUUUACUUACUAGAAGAUAAAUGAAUCGUCCUCCCCACAGACCAUCCUGGACUGUGAUCUGAAAGGUGUCACGCUUUCUGGCAUGGGUCACAUUUUGUGGAAGUGACUACUCAGGUUUGUAUAUGGUAGUAUCAAUAAAGAAAUUGCACAGUUUUGAAUAGGAAAAAUGUAUUCUGUAGAUUUACAGGUUGAAUUUAGAAAUAUUUCAGUAUAUAGGGUUUUUAUUCAUUUUAAGUGAAUCAGUAAAAGAAGUCAUGGUGAUUUAAAUAGCUAUCAACAAGUACUUGGAAAUCAUUUGUCAUAUCUGUGAUAGGAAACAAUUUUGCAGUAUUAAAUUAGUUACAGUUUUAGAAGUGAAUUACACUGGAUUCUCCCUUUUUAGCAUUCUGUAUUUGAUUUUAGCAGAUAUGCCACCAAAGUUAAGACUCACGUGUUUUAAACUUUUGAAUAUCCUAAAAGAAAAGAAAAACUAAGGAACAUGCCCUGAAUUCACAGAUUUUUGUAAAGAAUAGCAUAUUUUUAAGCAUGCCUUUGGAGUAAUAGAAAAACUCCCAUAUAAUAUUAAUCUGCCCUAGUUUCUUAUAAAUACAACCAUGUGAGGGGCCGAUUGAACCUUUCCUUCCAAGUCCAGCAUAAUCUACAAACCAUGGAACAGCCUGUGUAACAUGGGCUAAACAUACACUGUUGAUAGGAAGAGAGACACAUUGUGGAGACAUCCAUGUUGUGCACACGGACCAGCUCUGGCCUGGUGCAGAUUCCUUCGGAUCAGGUGAAUGCUCACAGACCUGGUGGUGGGGCCUGUGGCCCAGGCAGAAUUGAGAGCUGUAGGGAACACAGACACCCCCAAGACAGGGUGUUUCUCUAAUAGAUGUCAGUUUUAAAUUUGGUGUGCUUUUAAGUGGGGUCAGUUUGAGGCUGUUCUUAUAUGAUUCAGACCUACCUCUGGUGCAGAUGAGAAUGUCUGGGGCAGGUGUGGGGCAUCCUUGAGCUAGUGCAGACGCAGUGGUUGAAGCAGUCCUACUGCUGCUGUGCCUACAGAAGCAGAAGCAGGGAGGAGGAGAAGAUGGCUGAACCAGGCCCAGGCCCAGAUCUUUCUGCUGCAGGCAGCUGCUUACAGGAGAGCUGGCCUGAGCUGGGCAGCCUCUGGCACCUGUGUGUGGGAGCACACACGACAGGGCGUCUACCCUGGCCAGCACUUUGUGCUGAGUGACCCUGGGGCAUGAGCAGGGGGUCCAUAGGCAGUAGUUGGGCUACCAUGUACACUUCCCUCCUAUCCUAGUGGUAUUUGAGCAGCUGUGUACACACUGUUCGGGUGACCUUUUCUCCUCAGUCUCCCAUGACUGACCCCCGGUACAGUAAAUUCUCUUACCCCUAAUCUCCUUGGUGUGUAGAGAGAUGAGAAAGUCGAUUGAGACAAUAGCAGCCGGAGCUUCUGCAUCACACUAACACUGGGGACAGGGCGGCAGCUGUGUCCUGCGUCCCACGGGGGAUGGCUGGGCCUUCACACCCUGUGCAGGGUGUCCUGGGCUUUAUGGCCCUUGCAGUGCAGAUCUGCUAAAAGCAGGCAGGAGCCAUGCAGCCCAGUCUUAUCACCGGCUCUUGGAUCUGCACUCCACACCUUCUCUUCCUUUGGCAACUCUUGGCUCACGUGUCUCGGGAAGGCACAGAUGCCCUAUGGUCUUCUCCAUCAGAGGGGUGUGGUUCGUGGCACACUAAGGGGAAGAUAGGGGUGAGGAGGUCCAAAAAGCAAUGGCCCGUGGUCCCCAGAGGGGAGGUACAAAGUACUCCCCAGCCGUUCCACAUUCACAGCUAACCUUUACUGGGUUUGUUAAUAAGCUGGAAACUGCUUCCCAGAGACCUAAGAGAAAUAAACGAUCCAGAAAGAAAAGUAGAGCCUUUUGGAAGGUUUCUGGUUUGGGGUUUUGUUUUCCAUUCAGAGUCUGUUAUUUAAAAAGUAGCCAUUGGCUAAAAUGUAUUGUGGUAGAUGCAUGUGGAGAAUAAGGACAAAAGCACACAAAUUCCUGUUCAUAAAACUUUUCCAUCCCACGUUUUAAAAACAAAAAUAAAGCCCCUUUAUGUCCCCUGAACCAUGUUGGUUCGGUUCUGUUGUGUGCACACCCCAGAACCUGCUACCGGUGGUUUGGUCCCCAGUCAGCCCACGGCCAACCACUCUCAAAGGCAGCCUUCCUCAUGCCCAUCUUCCUUCUGUUUAUUGAGAACCUUCAGACCUGUGGGUAUGCCCCUUAUUCACUCAAACCUGAGCAUCCAGUGGCCAGUCACCCAGCUGCCCUCAGACCUUGAAAGUGCCUCCCGUGGCUCACGUCCCUGCGGCAUUUGUGUGCUGUGGUGCUUGGUAACCCCCCUGGAGUCUGGCCCUUGGUGCCACCCUCAGCACAUGUCAGGAACAAGCCUGCGGUCUGUGCACACCACUUGGCUCAACUUUGUUCUUUUUUUGUUUUUGAUGGAAGUUAAGAUCUAGAAAUGACAUACCACCCUUAACACCUGUUGAAGUUCAUGGAAGUCUUUACCCAGCAGUCCCAAGGCAAGGUCAGUAACAGUGUCAGAAUCCUAAGUUGCUUUCAGAGAAACUUUUCAAAGAAAUGAAAGGCUUGGAGUUUUCUAGCAUCAUUGGCCCCUUUGUCCCUGUCAGUUCACUCCCUGUGAGAUUGUGCACAGACCCCCUUUGCCAGAGUCAGCUCUGUGUGUGUGAAUGCAGCACUGCCCACCUGGAGCUGAGGCGCAGCGUCCCUGCAGAUAGCUCUCAGUUGAGCACUGCAUGGCAGAUACUUGGGAUUUGGGUUGAGCGCACAGAGAGAGGCUUUUGCUCCUGGGCUCACAGUCCUACCUAGGCACUAAGAGUGUGAUUGAGACCUGCUACACAGAGCGAAGCCAGGCCCCUGUGUUCACCCUGGGCAGGUUGCACUGUUCACCUUCAGACACUGAGCCAUGCCCUGCCUGCCCUUGGGAAGAACAGCCUGAGCAAACGUUUCUGCGUUCCGUCUCGUGUAAACCUUUGUCUACAGGCUCCCUCUCUGCUUGUAGGCCUUUGCUAAACACACACAUAGAGGGGCUGUCUCCCUGUCUGCUCUUUCUCUCCGUGUGCACAGGAGACUGACUGAGCUUCCAUGUAGAAAUGCCUGAUAUCCAGGUGACGUCCUGCAUGUGUUUCUGCAAAGAGGGGGGCUUAGGGGGUAGGGGUAUGGAUGCUGAGGAAGGUCAAUGUGCUCUACUCCUCUUCCCUGGCUGGGGCUGGGGGCCUCCCUGCCCUGCCUCGCGCACGGCUCCUGGGAGUCUGGGUCAUCCCCACACAGUGUCAGGGAUUCUAUCCUCCUGCUGCACAAACCAUGCAAACGUUCCUGGCCAGUACUGGGAAGGGGAAUGCUAUUUAUUUUUAUAUUGUGUAUAUUUUGUCGUGGUCUGCUGAGUCCCAUUUCACUGAGAGCGACACUUACCUCAAUAGUUAGUUCAAUAUUGUGUGUUGGGUAAUUUUUUAAAAGAACUUUUUAAGAAGUUUUUUGAUCUUGGAGGUCUGUAGAUUUAUUUCCAUAUGAACUCGUUAUUUUGUAUAAAGUACAUUCUUAAAAUA